CAAUAGAAGUCGCUGCGCUUCGCGGUCUUGGCUUACACAACUUCGGUGCCCGCAGUUUUCAGUUCCCCUCAUUCUUUGCGCAUCUUUGAACCUUCAUCACAGUUUUCACAAUUCAGGAUCAGUUUGAUGAAAGCAGAUCCAGUUUCGAUCGAUGACAACUGUUUCUGACGCG
Molecule: messenger RNA, 172 nt
Organism: Amoebophrya sp. A120
Lineage: Eukaryota; Dinophyceae; Syndiniales; Amoebophryaceae
Source: the annotation of a GenBank genome assembly